AUGAACGUGCAAACGCAGCAGCCGCGUUCUCUUCUUCCAAAGACAGAGCCGUCGCCACAUUCGGCGUCGGCUUCUCCCACCCACAGCGCGCCCUCGGUGACCAACAACGACAUCGCCCAGCCGGCAAAGCGACGAUGCGUGUCGAGCGCCUGCAUGCCCUGCCGCAAGCGCAAAUCCAAGUGUGACGGCGUUCAGCCUUCAUGUCAUGCCUGCACGACCGUCUACGGGUCGGAAUGCUUUUAUGACAUCGACAGCGACCACCGCCGGAAGGGCGCUCUCAAACGUGAUAUCUCCCAGUUGAAGAACGACUUGGGCCCUCGAAAUGCGAUCCUGGACGCCAUUAGGAACGGCUCCGAGGCGGAUGUGGACGAUAUCAUACAGCUCAUCCGCACCACCCAAGAUGAAAAUUGGGACUCAAUUGCAGAAAGUGCGAAGAAGAUCGCGCAAGCAUCGGCGGAGAAGAAGCCAUCUGCAUAUCUCUCCGGCGAAUUGGAUACAUUUGCGGUCAAGACGUCGACCAAACCAGGAGAAACACAUCAGUAUGGACAUACUUCGAAUCUCCACCUACUUGCGGAGGAACCUGAAGGUCGAAUAUCCGAAGUGAUGCAACCCGGAAGUUGGACCAAUGUGACCCAAGAUGGAGAGCUGGUGCAGCACUUGAUUCAAGUCUAUCUGGCUUGGGGAAGUCCACUGUACACGUUCUUCUCAGAGGAACUCUUUAUGCAUGGGAUGGAAGAUCGUAAGAUGAAGUAUUGUACGCCAUUGCUUGUCAAUGCCGUCUUGGCUUUGGGCUGCCAUUUCUCGGAUCGGCCAGAAGCUCGAGCGAAUCCAUCGGAUCCUAAUUCCGUGGGUGACCACUUUUACGCUGAAGCAGAACGACUAUUCCGAGAAGAUAGUCGACCAUGCCUGACCACUGUCCAAUCACUAGGAAUCAUGUCGCUACAUCAGGCCAUGAACAACCGGGACAGUAGUGGAUGGGGCCUCAUGUGUCAGACGAUGGGGAUGGUAAUUGAGCUCGGACUACAUAAAGAGGCUCCGCCAAAUGGCAAAAUCACCCCCUCCGAAGCCGUCGCUAGGCGGAUAACAUUUUGGGGUGCGUACUUCCUCCAAACGGUUUGGGCCAUAUGCGUUGGCCGCAUAACAUUGCUUCCAAGGACCGCAAUACGGAUGGAUAAGCCAUCAAUAUUAGAACACCUAGAGAAGAAGCCGUGGAAGCCCCAUGGCCACAUCAGCUAUAAUGAAGGAUCAACUUCAGUUGAGCAAGCAGGUUUCAGACAUACCUUAAUGUUGCAUACGAUUUAUCUUUGCGAAUUUGUCGAUGACAUCGUACAAUUAUUUUAUGCGCCACGAGAUCGAGUUACGAGUCGAAGGUUACAAGCAUAUCAUGAGAAACUCCAAACGUGGUACCGCAAUCUUCCAGAAGCGCUUGCUAUCAAAAAAGACUCCCCAACGUUACCACAGGUCAUCUGUCUACACGUAUAUUAUCAUAAUUGCGUGAUUCAGCUUUUCCGCCCAUUCAUCAAAGUAUCUUUUCUGCAUUCGGCGGUAACGCCACGGCAGAUAUGCCAGGAUUCCGCCGUUCGUAUAUCAGAAUUAUUGGCGGUUUACGAAAAGACCUACGGAUUUGGACACAUGAGCUUUUUAAUUACCCAUUGUUUGAUGACCGCUGCUGUCAUCCACCUCGUCGUAAUGUCAGGAAAUAACAUUUCGAAAACUGUUGCUGUACAGACGGAAAAAUACAUAGCGGACAUUAUUCGAGCGCUGCACGGGAUACAUCAUCGAUUCUCGAUCGUUGAGAGGUACCUAAAAGCCAUUCGUGCUCUCGUUGGUCGAUGGUUCACGAAUGUGCCAGCAAAAAUAGCAGAGGCACUGUCAGAGGUAGAUAUUGGGUCUCCGAGUUCGACGUCGUCGAGUCAGCCCGCGGCUAACAUCAACCAAUCUAUAAAUUCUUCUGAGCGGAAACCCUCGGCACCUGAAUUGUUUCUUCCCUUUUCACAGUUCCUCAACUCCAACGAACCCUCUCGGUUCGGUUCUCAGCGACAGCCGCAGGCGCAGCACAAUAACGAGCUCUUCUGGACGCCAUUUCCCGGCGCAUCAGAUGGAGUUCCUUUGGCGUUACCACAAGAUCCUAACCCCAUCAGUCAAUUGAUGGACAUCAGUAGCAUGUUGGACUCGGGCGUUGAUGGCGAUUGGCCGCAACUGAACCGCGAUGGAUUUACGAUGGGUGGAGAGGACGAAGCCACAUUCUGGAACAUGAAUUUCGACAUUCACGGCGCCCACGAUGCCGGAUUGGCCGUUAACGCUGGCCGUGUUCUUCACUAG
Molecule: messenger RNA, 2322 nt
Organism: Glarea lozoyensis ATCC 20868
Lineage: Eukaryota; Fungi; Ascomycota; Leotiomycetes; Helotiales; Helotiaceae
Product: Zn2/Cys6 DNA-binding protein
Exons: 3
Coding region: 1-2322 (773 amino acids)
Biological process (GO): DNA-templated transcription; regulation of DNA-templated transcription
Molecular function (GO): zinc ion binding; DNA-binding transcription factor activity, RNA polymerase II-specific; DNA binding
Source: RefSeq, a predicted model, not a curated record